UGCUGUGCUCCGUACUCCACUUUCUAUCGAUUUCAAACCCCUUCGUACCAAAAAUAAACUCCAGUCGGCUCAUCUCUAAUCCAGUUUUUUAUUUUAUGGUUAUUCCGACCUGAUGGGAAAUAUACGAAGGUCUCAAAUUAUAUCAACAUCAACUCUCGAACAAACGUAACAUACGAAUUCCUACGGCUGGAACUGCUAUAUAUAUUCUCUUACAGCCUACAACUCAUUACAGGAUCGACAAUCAGCAUCACUCUGCGUUUCGGUAAUGUCUCAAUGCAUAAUUCCGUGCACUUGGCGACCCACCAAAUUGGUAAAGCACCUUUCCUCCCAAGAUCUCGGCAUCCCCUGAUAACUUGGCAGCGGUAUAUUCAGAAUGAAAAACGUCUUCCGUGUGAUCGGGAUAGGAACUUCAAUUACUUGAUGCUAGUGCAAAAUCACCAUGAAUGAGGCUAUGCUCAAUAUGGGUGUCCUUGAGCUUGCUUGGCAUUUGCCUAUACCCAAAGCCAUUGUGGCGGACGAUCGGAAUAGAUCUCGUAACUAUUUUUGAUAUUCAUCUGAUCCUGUAGGUUUCCUUUCACUCAUUCAAGGAGCAUAUACAGAUUCACUCUUUUGCUUUCUCAAUUCAGCCUCGAAUCUUUCUUAGGAAUCAGUCCCUCUUUUAUUCUAGAUUUCAUACAUACGUCAAACUGUCAAAUUUUAUCAUACCUAUUCGUACUUCCAUGUGCAUGUGCAUGUUCCAUUCUCCUUCUAUUUCUACAUUAUGAAGCUCGACUCUCCUUUAAUCUAUGCGGCAAGUUUCUAUGUCCUUGCCGGUCAAGGCGUGGAGGGUGCCAUCACACUUGAUAUUACUUCUACAGAUUCAAUCAAGACAGCGGCAGGUAAUAUAGCAUAUGAUCUCAUGUCAUAUUACACCGGAAACAACACAGGAGAUGUGCCAGGAAAUUUACCAGCACCAUAUUAUUGGUGGGAGGCGGGAGCAAUGUAAGGCUUUCCCUGCUCUCUCGAGGAUCAACACUGACUAUCUUCUAGGUUUGGAACCAUGGUAAACUAUUGGUAUUACACAAACGAUACAACCUACAACGACAGUGUCCAACAAGCACUACUACAUCAAGCUGGAGACGAUGAUGAUUUUAUGCCUUUGAAUCAAACCAAAACAGAAGGGAAUGAUGAUCAGGGUUUUUGGGGAAUGGCAGCGAUGACAGCAGCGGAAACAAAAUUUCAAGAUCCUCCAAGUCCACGUCCUGGAUGGUUAGCACUUGCACAAGGAGUCUUCAAUACUCAAGUCGCGCGAUGGGAUAAUUCAACAUGUAAUGGUGGAUUUCGAUGGCAGAUAUUUACUUUCAACAAUGGGUACAAUUAUAAGAACAGCAUUUCGAAUGGUUGUGUCUUCAAUUUAGCGGCAAGACUCGCAUUAUACACUGGGGAAUCGAGCUAUGCGGAUUGGGCGGAGAAAAUAUUUGAUUGGGUAUAUGGAGUAGGACUUAUCUCGCCAGACUACAAGGUAUAUGACGGGACCCAGAAUUCCGACAAUUGUACGGAUAAAGAUCACAAUCGUUGGACCUAUAAUAGUGGGAUAUAUCUCCUUGGAAGUGCUGCCAUGUACAAUCACGUAAGCUUUAAAAGUUUCCAUUAGUUACUUUUUGUAGAUACUGACCUAUUUAGACAAACGGCAGCGCUAUAUGGAAAGACCGUGUUACAGGCCUUUUAAACUCAUCAACAGAUUUCUUCCAGAAUGGAAUUAUGGUCGAAGCUUGCGAAACCGGUACAUGCAAUAACGAUCAACAAUCUUUUAAGUGUUAUUUUGGACGAUGGUUAGCUGCAACAGCUAAACUUGCACCUUUUACCGCCGAAACCAUCAUGCCUUUAUUAACUACCACAGCAACAGCAGCAGUAAAAACCUGUACGGCUGGAAAACGAGGCAAUUCAUGUGGUUUGAAAUGGACCACAGGAGAACAUGAUGGAAUUACCGGCGUAGGAGAACAAAUGUCAGCAUUAGAAGCCGUUCAAGGUCUUUUGGUACCGCAAACCAGGGAUUGGGUUAGUCAGGUUCAAGGCACGGGGACCAGUGAGGGUAAUGAAAACGCAGGGACAGAUUCGAAGGUGAAUACCGAUGGAACUGAAAUUACACCCGUCACUACGGCCGAUAGAGUCGGAGCUUCCAUUUUCACCAUGGCCAUUGUUGCCGGUGUUAUUGGUGGAAGUGGAUUUUUAUGUAUCGAGUGGUUUUGAAAUCCUGUGGAGGAAAUUUACUAUGUUUAUUCCUCCAUGUGAACGUAUUUUGGAAAAAUCAUUGGAUUGCGCAUCGUUGCACUCUCUUGGUUAAGCAUAUCAUCGGCGUUUUGUAUCGGGAUAAUUGGAUAAGAGGGAAUGGAUCCUCGGGAAAGAAUGGCGUUGUUUAUAAUUAUCCAUUUGCUGCACAAAAGUAGCUUUUGAUAUUUACUUGGCGUUUCUUUUGUUUUUUUCUUUCCUUUGUUUGACUUAUUCAAAAGACUUUUUUUCUUUUUUUUGUCAAACCGUGCCACGGCAUUUUUUAUCGGGCGUCAAUCAGUGGAAGAUUUCACUUCAUUGGUUCCGAAUGGUAUGUAUAGGAUUUAGGAUAUGUAGGGUAUAGGAGGUGUAGGAUAUAGAAUUAAGAACCUCAUGUGUUCGUCACAUACAUACAUCAAGAGAUUUGGGAAUAGAAUAUGGAAUAUAGGGAAUACCUGACCUGAUCUAAACCUGGAACUGACUUCAUAUUAGCACAUUGCAGUUUGCGCUUCUUCUAAUGUAUGAAUGAACGAGUGAGUGAAUAGUGUCUGGAUAUUUUAUAGUGGACUUUAAGGGGUUUUAUGAGUGCUUGAAAUAUUGUU
Molecule: messenger RNA, 2849 nt
Organism: Sclerotinia trifoliorum
Lineage: Eukaryota; Fungi; Ascomycota; Leotiomycetes; Helotiales; Sclerotiniaceae
Source: the annotation of a GenBank genome assembly